AUGGCCGACUUGAUCGCUGCAGGGCUCCAGUCCGGGUGGAGGGUUUUCAGUAGGCCAGCGACCCCGGAGAUGUGAGGGCACGACAUUGACGUUCCAGAUAGCGAGUUGAACGGAACCGUACGAGUGUCGAAGGGCUCAUUGGACGGGCCGGCUGCUUCUGUGAAGGCCGCGAGGAUGCUCACACCCGGCGCGGUGAUAUCCGGCUGUAGACAAUUUAACGGAGACUUUGCUGAGUUUGAGAAUACGUGCGUCAUUUACGGACUUGGAGAAGGUAAGGGAUAGAGAGAAGGAUGGAACGAUAUAUUAACACACAAGGAGGGUAAGGGGGGCAGGAACAGACUGAAGAUGCGAGGGAGAGAGAAAGAGAGAGAAAGAGAGAGAUAGAUAGAGAGAGAGAGAUAGAUAGAGAGAGAGAGAUAGAUAGAGAGAGAGAGAUAGAUAGAGAGAGAGAGAGAGAGAGAGAGAGAGAGAGAGAGAGAGAGAGAGAGAGAGAGAGAGAGAGAGAGAGAGAGAGAGAGAGAGAGAGAGAGAGAGAGAGAGAGAGAGAGAGAGAGAGGCAGAGAAGAAGAGUUAGAUCGACAGAGAGACACAGGGGAGACGGAGGAAAGAGAAGGUGUUAAGGAUGGAGAUGAUGGGAGGGGAGUGAUAGAGAGGAUGGGGAAGAGAAGGAAUGAGAGAAAUGGUUGAAAGCCGACCUUGAGUAUCUCCGGGUUGAUAACGUUAGGUCCUCGAGAUGAGAAAUAUGCCAUGAAAGGCGCCGGCUUUGUGCCCAAAGCUGUUGUUGGCGGCCUGAUGCUAGCAACUGGGGACCUGCAACCGAGCAAGUGUCUUGUAAGGGGACAGCCUAG
Messenger RNA from Spirodela intermedia, 848 nucleotides. The record is from the annotation of a GenBank genome assembly. NCBI's taxonomy places the organism in Eukaryota, Viridiplantae, Streptophyta, Magnoliopsida, Alismatales, Araceae.